GAUCUGCAUGCAAUGACCCUUGGGACGUUAAAUGUGUACCGAUGAGCGACUAUAAAUAGUAGGGGGACAACUGUUGCAAAUUAUUUUAUGCUUUGAUUCGGUUUUUGUCAGCAAAUCUCAUCAUGAAGCUUCUAGCAUUGCUAGUCACUGUCUUUGUGAGCACAUGUUAUGCUCAGAUUGCUCCAGCAGCCGAUAGUCUCACUAUACUCAAUCCAUGCCUCGGGUGGGUCCUCGACAGCAGAGAAGCGGCGGAAGUCGCGGACUUAACGGCCCGGUUGGAGAGAGGGGAAGAACCAGCAGAUGAAAGUGUUGAGGUGGCGGCUGCAGCCAGCAGUAUAGACAAGUUGACCAUCGCAAUUCCCCUCCCAAGGUGUGAGGAUGGACCUAGGAAGAUCCUGCACCAUGUGCCUGACGAGUUUCAUUGGCCUCGAAUCUACCGUGGAUCAUGUGACAACCUCUUCUGCCGAGAUCCCCCCUGUAUUGCUCGUAAAACUGAGAAGGUAACGAAAUGCGUUUACGUUUAUAAGAAAAUCGACGGAAAGUGGAUCAACUUAGGAAGACAACCUAGGACCUAUGAAAAUCAUCUUGAAUGUGGUUGCAAAUCUUGCAACGAUAUUCGCAUUUCUUGGUUAUGCAAAAACUCAUGUCCCAACAGCGACACUCCCAACAGCGACAUUAUAGUUCCCAACAGCUUCUGCUACUGGACUCCCUUCCUUUUCACAAUCAAGCCCCCUACAAUCGGACCACCCACAAUUGGUCCCCCUCGCCUGGCACUUGCUGAAGCAGCAGCUGCCCCUGAACCUAUUGAUGAUCUCAUUCCACUACCCGUACCCACACAUGGAAUAUGUAGAUGCUGUAAUCUACGUUGCAAGCUGCCGAAGGUUGUGAAUUCGAAGUGCAAGUGUGUGUGUCCAUCACCUCCUCCUGAAUGCAAGAAAGGUCAGACCUACAACACAGCUACUUGUGAGUGUGAGUGUCCUAAGGGAAGCAAAAUGAUUGCUGAUGGCAACUGUGUUGGAAAUUGUGAAGAUGUCAGCGUGAACCAUUGUGAGUUUGUGAAAUGCCGUGACAACACUCACUUCCAGUGCAAGCCUGAUGGCAACAAGUGUAGUUGUCCAACCUGUGACUCUGCCAGUCCCCACCAGUGUAGCAUCACUAAAUGCCUUGACCAGCCAUUAAAGCCCAGGUGUAAACUGGAUGCGUACUCUCAGACUUGUCGCUGUCCUCGCUGUGGGGACCAGAUGGACCAGCCGUGGUGUAGUAUGACCCACUGUGGCCCCAACCAGUGCAGGUGGAACUCCAUCGCUAAUACGUGUUCCUGUCCUCGCUGUGAGAACCAGAAGGACAAGCUCUGGUGUGAUAUGACCCACUGUGGAACCAACCAAUGCAGGUGGAACUCCAACGAUCGUAGCUGCUCCUGUCCUCGCUGUGAGAACCAAACGGACAAGCUGUGGUGCGACAUGACCAAAUGUGGACCCAACCAGUGCAGGUGGGACCCCUACUAUCGUCAGUGUUCCUGUCACUAAACCACACCCAAUCACCAAAGACUAAUAAACGGACCCAGUAGAAAUAGUGACAAUGAAUAGAACGAACUUUAAUUAAUGACAUAAUUGUUGUAUAUAUAAUAAA
Messenger RNA from Halichondria panicea, 1629 nucleotides. RefSeq names its product balbiani ring protein 3-like. Lineage: Eukaryota; Metazoa; Porifera; Demospongiae; Suberitida; Halichondriidae. The transcript has 8 exons. The record is from RefSeq and is a predicted model, not a curated record. Bases 123 to 1526 code for a protein of 467 amino acids.